Molecule: messenger RNA, 13812 nt
Organism: Chelonus insularis
Lineage: Eukaryota; Metazoa; Arthropoda; Insecta; Hymenoptera; Braconidae
Gene: kl-3
Product: dynein heavy chain 8, axonemal kl-3
Exons: 53
Coding region: 1-13776 (4591 amino acids)
Biological process (GO): microtubule-based movement
Cellular component (GO): axonemal dynein complex
Molecular function (GO): ATP binding; dynein light intermediate chain binding; dynein intermediate chain binding
Source: RefSeq, a predicted model, not a curated record
AUGGAUAAUCAUAUCAAUUAUCGAGAUUAUACGAUCCCUGCUAUUGAACAGAGGAUUGAAGAUUUGUUGAAACGAAGAAUGAGUCAGCUUUCUAAAGUACCACUUGAGCUUUCAGCAGAACAAUUGGCUGAGUAUAAAGAAUCAAGAAUAGAAAGACAAAGUUCCCUUCGUUCAACCCAUCGUCAUAUCCUAGAAGUUGUAGCUUUCAUUUUAGAUACUGAUGUUUCUAGUUUGGAAGAUGGUGUUGUUGAUAGAAAUGAAUAUCUUGAAGUGUUUAAUAAUUUUUUAUCUGAAGGUGGAUGUCGAACGAUUAUUAUUCAUUAUCAACCGAUGGAUCCUCCACCCAUCGAAUCAGGAAGAUGGGACUCUAGUAUGAAACAUCAACAGGAGAUCAUACGUUGUUGUGUAACGGAUGGAAAAAUAGAAAAACUCUGUGGUAAAGCUGUGAUAGUUUAUCGACUGCGCACAGAUGUAGAGUUUGAGUUGAAGCAAUUGUUAGAGGAAACGUAUUACGCUUAUCUUGAAGUUGAUGAUCAAUGUAGUGGGACACUUGCAGGAAUUUCUCAACUUAUUUCACGCUUGAAUGAGCCAGCAGUACAAGUAAACACACAAUGGGGUGAUUUGUUGAAGAAUAGAGUUUUAGGGUUAAAAAUAAGGAACAAUUUUAUCAGUGAUUUCAAAGAUUUUUGUAAUUUUCUACAAAUGGCACACAAAGAUCUUUCUAGUAUCUUAAAGUUCGAUGAAUAUCAAGAUGUUUUUGACAAAUAUGUUUCGACAAUGGAGAAUGUGAUGGAAAGUGCAAAAAAUUAUGAUGCUAUUGUAGAGGUAGAAAAUUGUGUUCGAAUGUGGAUAAAGCAAAUAGAGAGGGCUCUUGUUGAAAGCCAACAAUUGCGUCGAGAGAAAGAAGAUGUUGGACCAAGGGCUGAGCUUAUCUACUGGCGCGGAAUUCUCACGCGUUUUUCUCUUAUUGUCAACUACAUAAAACGUCCGGAAACCCAGAUGUUUAUGGCACUUUUAGUCCAAGCCAAAUCCAAGCUCGUUAAAAAAUGGAAAAAGCUAGAUGAUAAAGUUUCAACAGUCGAAAUUCUAGCAAGAGAUAAUGUUAAAUAUUUAGAUUCAAUUGAAAAAUUUACGAGACCUUUAUAUCAACUAGAUCCAACGAAAAUUGGCAGUCAUUUACCAGCUCUCAUGAAUGCAAUUAGAAUGGUUUAUUCAACAUCGCGGUUUUUUAACUCUCAGGAAAUGAUUACUGCUGUAUUUGCCAAGAUCACUAACCAACUUAUUAUCGCUUGCAAAAAUUAUCUCACUGAAAAUGGAACUCUCAACAUCUGGCAAGAAGCAAGAGCUGCUAUCAUUUCAAGAAUGAAAGAUUGUAUUCAAUUAUAUGAACAAUAUUUUAAAUGCUAUAAAGUUAUGAUAAAAAGCAUCGAAGAAUCACCUGAUGAAAAGCCUUUAGAAAUUUCUGAAAUUUAUGUUUUUGCAAAAUUCGAUAAAUUCAAAACACGAUUAGAAAAACUUAUUGAAGUUUUUGAAGCUCAUAUAUCUCAUUGUAUUCUUCAAAGCUCAACAAUACAAGGCAUCGAUCAUUUUACAAAUAAGUUCAUGGGAUACUUUACAAAAAUAGCUACACAAAAUUAUGAUCCUUUGAAUCAUCGACAACCAUAUUUUGAUUCUGAUUAUGAUGAAUUCAAGAAGAACGUGACAGAAACAGAGUUGGAAAUAAGAACUUUCUUCUUCAAAACUGUUUCGCUUACUCCGAAUAUUGAUGAAGCGCUUCGUCUAGUUCUUAGGUUUCAGAAAUUGAAUCUCCAACGGUUAUGGAUCGAUCACAAAUACUUGGAACUUGUGACAAUGUAUCAAACAGAAAUAGAAACAGUGCGAGACAGAUACAACGAAGAUAGAUCUUCUCCACCGUUACCUAGAAAUACCCCACCUGUUGCUGGAAGAAUUCUUUGGAUUAGACAGUUAUAUAAAAGAAUUGAAACGCCAAUGAAUAUAUUCAGACAACGAGAAAAAGUCAUCACUCACGAAAAAAUGCAAAAGUGCAUCAAAAUGUACAAUGCAUUACUCAAAGUUUUCGUUCACUAUGAAGUCAUUUAUCAUAAAGCUUGGUUUGAUUCUGCUGAAGUUGUUCGAUUAGCUUUGACAUCGCCUCUGUUGGUUAAAGAUCCUAAAGAGUAUACCUACAUAAUUAACUUUGAUCCGUAUAUUCAUGAAGUCCUCAAGGAAGCAGAUUAUAUGUCAAGACUGGGUCUCGAAGUGCCGGAAUUUAUCAAAAUCAUCUCGUUCUGCAAAGAUAAAAUAUAUUCAUCAUAUGAGAUUGUCAAGAAACUUGUACAAGAGAAUGAUUAUGUCAAAAGUUCUAUUCCCGAGUUGUUUCUAAAAUUAAUGCGUCCAGCAUUUGUGAAAAUGGACAUUGCAUUUCGACCAUGUCUAUCAGUUAUCACAUGGACAUCUCUGAAGAUUCCAGAAGUAUGUAGUGAAAUCAAUCGCAUUGUUCAAGAUGUAGAAAUAUUUACGAAGAAACUAGUGGAUACAAAAGAAGCAAGAGUUGAAGAAGUAUUUAAUACUAUAGCUGGAACUCAAUUAAUUUAUUUUCCUGAUCAACCGUUGAGUCCAGCACAAUUUAUUUCUGAAAACUACGAUAUUGGUCGUGAUAUAGCAAAAGAAUUGGAAACCAAAUCUGCUGGAGCUGAGAAUGCUGUUAUUGGUAUAAUUGAUAAAUGUUUAAGUCUUAUAACAGAUCCGGAAGUAGAAGAAGAUAAGUACCGUUGGCUCGAUUCCGAUCGAGUAAUAAGACAAAUUGGUUCUCAGGCAAGAUUAACAAGGGGAACAUUGGAUGUUGGAUAUAAAAGUACUGAUGAGUCAGCCAAAGUUAAUUUAACUCGUAUUCACCGUGAUUGUAUGGAAGUUUUUACUUAUUUUAACAAUAAACUAGUUGAAGCACUUGUUAAAUGUACUAAACGUUCACUGGAGAUGUUGAAGAAAAGAAUUGGUACCCUAGAUGAUAGUACUAAAGGACGACAAACGCCCUUGCUGCUGACUCACUUCAUACUGCAAAUACCUAAUAUUAUAUUGUCACCUAGUAUUGAGGAACUUAAUAACCAUGUGAAGACAGUUGUAAAAAAUUUAAUCCAGAUACAUGAUGGUAUUAUAAUGUGGGGACAAAGACACUCACAACGAAAAAAAGUCACUAAAAUUGGUGUCGAGAAAACUGGUGAUCAAGAUAAUAUGGAAACUUAUUACCAGGCAAUUGUGGAACACAAAAAAAUUGUUCGAAUCACCAUGAGCUUUCAAGCAGCAAUCCUUGUAUUACGAGAUGAUAUUAAUCAUCUGAGACAAAUUUACAUGAAAAAAUAUUGUCAUGUUUGGGCAGAAGAUAGAGAAUCUCAGAUCGAGCAGUUCAUUAAUAAAGAUCCAAACCCUGAUGAAAUAAGAGAAAGAUUUGUUUUCUACGAAAAUUUAGUUACCGAGAUAAAAAACCUUCCAGUUUAUCAUAUUAUUGGUCCCGUUGAAAUCAAUAUUGAUAAAUUGAAAACGGGUUUAUUAAUAGAAGCAAUGAGUUGGAAAACAACCUUUGGUAAAGUUCUGAGCAAAAUGUACGAAGAAAAACUUACAUAUAUGCAAAAUUAUAUUUAUGAAAGAAACAAGGUACUAGGAAGAUCGAUAAAUGAUUUGGAAGAUGUUCGUCUAGCCAUGAAAUGUUUAGAUCAGAUAAGGGAAGAUUAUAUAUUCUUAGACACAAAUUUGAUGAUGAUUGAAGAAACUUACACUCUGAUGGCGAAAUUUAAUAUUCCAAUACAGCAAGAAGAUCAAAACAUCGUUGAUAGUUUACGAUACAACUUUGGCAACAUGUUACAAAAUGCCAAAGAAGUUCAGCAAAAAAUAUGUGAGAUGCAAGAACCAUUGAAGAAGGAAUUGAUCGAUGGUGUAAUGGUUUUGAAAAAAGAUGUAGAAAUUUUCGAUGAUGAUUUUAAACAUCACGGACCUAAAGAAGAAGGAAUUCCAGCUAAAGAAGCUAGUGAACGACUUAUCCUAGCUCAGGCACGUUGUGAUGAAUUAUGGGAACGUUACCAGACUUACAGCAGUGGAGAAGCUCUUUUUGGUUUACCACUUACAGAGUAUCCAGCUCUGCAUGAGCGAAAACAAGAGAUAAAUUUGCUGCAAAAAUUAUAUGGACUUUAUUUACAAGUUAUGCGUACUAUUGAUGGAUACUACGAAAUUCCUUGGUCUGAGAUUGACAUUGAAAAAAUUAUUGCUGAACUUGCUGAUCUCAGAGAUAAAUGUAGAAGAUUACCAAAAGGAAUGCAAGAUUGGCCAGCCUAUAUUGAUUUAAAAAAGAAAAUUGAUGAUUUUAAUGAAACUUGUCCAUUACUUGAGCUGAUGGCCAAUAAAGCAAUGAAAGAUCGUCAUUGGGAGAGAAUGUCCAAGCUUUGUGACUACGUGUUCGAUGUUGAAUCGGAAAAUUUUACGCUGGCGAACGUUAUGCAAGCUCCAUUAUUAAAAUUUAAAGAUGAUGUUGAGGAUAUUUGUAUUAGUGCAGUAAAAGAGAUGGAAAUUGAGAGUAAACUUAAUCAAGUAAUUGCAGACUGGGCAAUUGUUGACUUGCAGUUUGCUAACUUUAAACAAAGAGGCGAAUUAAUGUUGAAAGGUAUCGAAACGAUGGAGAUAAUUAGUCAACUAGAGGAUAGUUUAAUGGUCAUUAGUUCCUUGAUGGCUAAUCGGUACAAUGCUUUCUUCAAAAAAGAUAUACAAAACUGGCAAAAUAAACUGAGUAAUACUUCAGAGAUUUUAGCUACGUGGUUGACUGUACAGAAUUUAUGGGCAUAUCUGGAAGCAGUUUUUAUUGGUGGAGAUAUUGCUAAACAGCUUCCUAAUGAAGCCAAGCGUUUUAAUAACAUUGAUAAAUCAUGGGUAAAAUUGAUGUAUCGAGCUCGAGAGACCAUGAACGCUGUAGAAACAUGUACCGGGGAUGAAACUAUGCAGCAAUUUUUACCACAUUUAUUGGAGCAGUUGGAAUCUUGUCAGAAGUCACUCAGCGGUUAUCUAGAAAUGAAACGUGUGAUUUUUCCAAGAUUUUGCUUUGUGUCUGAUCCAACUCUGUUGGAAAUUCUUGGACAAGCUGCUGACAUUCAUACUAUUAAUAAUUAUUUAGAUGGAUUUUUUGAUAACAUUGCAAAGCUGGAGUUUUCAGAGGCAGAUUAUGAUAAAAUAGUGGCAAUAUAUUCACGAGAAGACGAGAAAAUCGUCUUAGAGAAGGAAGUAACGUGUACAGGCGGUGUAGAGAAUUGGUUGAAUGUUCUUCUGAAAAUGCAUCAACAGUCUGUGGGCGGAGUUAUAUCACAGGGGCUUCAACGAUUGUUAACUCCAGAAACGAGUAUCUUGACUUUAAUAGAUGAUUCAAUUCUUCAGGUUGGUUUAUUGGCACUUCAAACUCUGUGGACUCGAGAUUCAGAAAUAGCGAUUGUUGGAUCAAGAAGUGAUAAAAUGAUAAUGAAGAAAACUAACCAGUGGUUUUUAGAUUUACUCAACGGACUCAUUGAAGUUACUGUAAAGGAUCUCAGCCAGUAUCAGAGGGCCAAGUACGAAGCACUGAUUACUAUUCAUGUUCAUCAAAGAGACAUUUUCGACGAACUGUGUCGAAUGAAGAUUAAACAUAUUUAUGACUUUGAAUGGCUCAAACAAGUGAGAUUCUAUUAUAAUGACGAAACAGAGGAUGUUUUGAUCAAAAUCACCGACGUCACGUUCACAUACCAAAACGAGUUUCUAGGUUGCACUGAUAGACUUGUCAUCACUCCACUCACGGAUAGAUGUUAUAUAACACUAGCACAAGCUGUCUGGAUGAAUUUUGGAGGAGCACCAGCUGGACCGGCAGGAACUGGAAAAACAGAAACAACAAAAGACAUGGGAAAAGCUCUUGGGAAAUAUGUCAUUGUAUUCAACUGUUCUGAUCAAAUGGAUUUCCGUGGACUUGGACGAAUAUUUAAGGGCUUGGCUCAAUCAGGCGCUUGGGGAUGCUUUGAUGAGUUCAAUCGGAUCGAACUGCCAGUUCUGUCUGUAGCAGCUCAACAAAUAGCUAUUGUUCUCACCGCACGGAAAGAAAAGCGAACUAAUUUUCUUUUUAGCGAUGGCGAAACAUAUUCUAUCGAUUAUGAGUUUGGUAUUUUUAUCACGAUGAAUCCAGGCUAUGCUGGUCGACAAGAAUUACCAGAGAAUUUGAAAACCCAAUUUCGCAGUGUUGCCAUGAUGGUUCCAGAUAGACAAAUCAUAAUAAGAGUGAAGCUAGCAGCCUGUGGAUUUAAAGAGAAUAUUGUACUCUCAAGGAAAUUCUUCACUUUGUAUUCUCUUUGUGAAGAGCAAUUGAGUAAACAAGUACACUAUGACUUUGGACUCAGAAAUAUAUUAUCUUGUUUAAGAACACUCGGCGCUCAAAAAAGAGCUCAUCCUGGUGAAUCAGAAGAAACUACUCUCAUGAGAGUUCUUCGAGCAAUGAAUUUAUCAAAAUUAGUUGACGAAGAUGAACCAUUGUUUCUGUCGCUUAUAUCAGAUAUGUUCCCAGGUGUUAAAUUAACAACUCAAACAUAUAAAGAAUUACAACAGGGAAUAGCAAAAGCUACGGAUGAACUGGGAAUAAUAAAUCCUCCAGAGUGGAAUUUAAAAGUCAUUCAGUUGUACGAGACAUCUUUAGUACGUCAUGGUUUGAUGGUAUUGGGACCAACAGGCUCAGGGAAAACUCGAUGUAUGUGGACUUUGAUGAAAACUUUAACGGAAAUGGGAAUACCUCAUAAGGAAGUUCGAAUGAAUCCAAAAGCUAUCACAGCUCCUCAAAUGUUUGGCAGACUGGAUGCUGCAACAAACGACUGGACUGACGGAAUAUUUUCAACUCUUUGGAGAAGAUCAACACAAAUAAAGAAAAGCGAAAACUUGUGGAUUGUUCUUGAUGGUCCUGUGGAUGCCGUUUGGAUUGAAAAUCUCAAUUCUGUGCUUGAUGAUAAUAAAACUUUAACUUUAGCAAAUGGUGACCGCAUUAUAAUGGCACCCAAUAGUAAACUUGUUUUCGAGCCCGACAAUGUUGACAAUGCUUCUCCGGCGACGGUGUCACGCAUGGGAAUGGUCUUUAUCAGCGCCUCAGUGUUAAAAUGGUCCCCAAUACUAGAGGGUUGGCUGAAGACCAGAGCUACUCAGCAGGCUGAAAUUCUGCGGGAAUUUUUUGAUAAAAUUUAUGAGGAUGCUCAUAACUUUGUUCAAACAAAGCUUGUUAACAAGAUGAAGCUUCUAGAAGCUAUUUACAUCAGACAGUGCAUUGAUUUAUUAGAUGGACUCUUAGCAAGAACUUCCGUUUCCUCUGACCUCGAGAAAUUAUUCCUCUUCUCUCUUAUGUGGAGCCUCGGUGCUGUGCUUGAAUUAGAUGGAAGAAGUGCUCUUGAAGAAUUUUUUUUAACCCAUCCAUCCAAACUAAAUUGGCCUAAACCUGUGGAUGAUGAAACGAUUUUUGAGUAUCUUGUCUCAGAGGAAGGAAAAUGGAUACACUGGAACCAGAUGGUACCUAAAUUCGAAUACCCAACUGAUCAUGUGUUAGAUUACUAUACCAUAUUGGUUCCAAAUGUGGAUAAUACGAGAACUCUAUUCCUGAUGGAUAUCAUUGCUCAGCAAAGCAAGGCAGUAUUACUUAUUGGCGAACAAGGAACAGCGAAGACAGUUAUGCUUAAAAGUUUUAUGUCGAAAUACGAUCCAGAAUUUCACUUGAGUAAAUCUUUCAACUUCUCAUCCGCAUCAACUCCUAAUAUGGUUCAACGAGUAUUCGAAAGUUAUGUAGAGAAACGAGUAGGAACUACUUAUGGACCACCGGGUGGCAAAAAGAUGACUGUGUUUAUCGAUGAUAUUAAUAUGCCGGAUAUCAACGAAUGGGGUGAUCAAAUCACUAAUGAAAUAGUUCGACAACUGAUGGAAUAUGGAGGAUUCUAUUCCUUGGAUAAACCUGGAGAUUUUAAUUAUAUUCAAGACAUUCAACUUCUUGCUGCAAUGAUCCAUCCUGGUGGAGGAAGAAAUGACAUUCCUGCUCGACUCAAGCGACAGUUUAACAUUUUUAAUUGCACUCUUCCAUCAAAUAAAUCCAUGGAUACGAUAUUUCGAUCGAUUGGUGAAGGAUAUUUCUGUGACAGUAGAUUUCCUAAAGAGAUCGUUCAAUUCUUACCGAAAUUGAUUCCUUUAACUCGAGUGCUUUGGCAACGAACAAAGAGCAAAAUGUUACCCACUCCAGCCAAGUUUCAUUACGUAUUCAACUUGCGGGAUUUGUCUCGCAUUUGGGAGGGAAUUCUUCGGAUUGGGAAAGAUGAAUGUACCACUCCUAAUACUUUGUUAAAAUUAUGGAGCCAUGAGUGUACUCGUGUUAUUUCCGACAGAUUCACCGAUUCUGAAGAUAAAACAUGGUUUACAAAUACAAUGCAUCAAACAGCUGAAGAACUUUUAAAAAGAGAUUUUCAAUACUACCACUCAACGGAGACGUACUUUGUCAACUUUUUGCGAGAAGCACCAGAGCCAACAGGAUUUGAACCGGAAGAUUUCGUUUUUGAUGCUCCAAAGAUUUACGAAGAGAUUCCAAAUUUUGAAACAGUAAUAGGAAAAGUUCAACAAUACAUGGAACAAUUCAACGAACUAAUUAGAGGAAUGCAUUUAGACUUGGUAUUUUUCCAUGAUGCAUUAGUCCACUUAAUGAAGAUAUCCAGAAUUCUAGGAGUACCACGAGGUCAUGCAAUGCUAGUUGGAGUUGGUGGAUCAGGAAAGCAGAGUUUAACAAGACUUGCAUCUUUUAUAGCAGGCUAUAAAUUUUUUCAAAUAGUCCUCACAAGAGCUUACAAUAUCGGAAGUUUAUUGGAAGAUAUUAAAAGACUCUAUUAUGAAACUGGAAUGGGAAACAAAGGUCUUACUUUUAUCUUCACUGACAAUGACAUAAAGGAUGAAGGCUUUCUUGAGUAUCUAAACAAUGUUUUGAGUGUUGGAGAGGUUGCGAAUCUCUUUCCAAAGGAUGAAUUGGAUGAGAUUUUAACAAAUCUCAUUCCUGUGAUGAAAGCAGAAGAUCCAAAAAGACCACCUACUCAAGAAAAUCUCUAUAGUUACUUUAUAUCACGAGCAAGAAAUAACCUUCAUAUAGUUUUAUGCUUCUCUCCAGUAGGCGAAAAAUUCCGCUCGAGAUCAUUAAAGUUUCCUGCAUUAAUCUCUGGAUGUACAAUGAAUUGGUUUGCCAGAUGGCCAAGAGAUGCUUUGUGUGCGGUUAGUGAACAUUUCUUGCAAAAGUUUGGUGUCGUAUGUUCUGAAGAAAUCAAGCAGGAGCUUAUUAACGCCAUGGGAGAAAUUCAAGAUGGAGUGAAUGAUACUUGUAAUGAAUACUUUGAUAGAUUUCGCCGGCGUACUUAUGUAACACCCAAGUCUUUUCUUUCCUUUAUUGAUGGUUAUAAACAAAUUUACAAGCAACACCUGGACGAAAUCAAUACUCUUGCAUUUCGAAUGAGUAACGGUUUAAGUAAACUUGUAGACGCCGCAGCUCAAGUAGACGAGUUGAGGAAAGUUUUAGAGAAAAACCAAGAAGAAAUUGCAGUGAAGAAUGUUCAAGUAGAAAAGAUUCUUGUAACAGUGAAUGAAAAAAAAAGCGAUGCCGAAGCUGUGAAAGAUAAAGUACAAAAGUCAAAAGACGAAGCAGAAGCUUUAUUGCAAAUAAUUUCUGAAGAAAAAGCUAUUGCUGAAGAGAAACUUAAAGCUGCUGAGCCAGCAUUGUUAGAGGCUGAAGAAGCGCUUCAAACAAUAAAAUCAACUGAUAUUGCUACUGUUCGCAAGCUCGGAAAACCUCCAUAUCUUAUCACUCUUAUAAUGGAUUGCGUAAUAAUUCUCUUUGGUCGUAAAUUAGAUCCCGUCAAACCGGAUUUAGAACGUCAAUUCUUGAUACCAUCGUGGUCAGAAGCGUUAAAAGUCAUGGCAGAUGUUAGAUUUUUAUAUCAUUUACGUGAUUUUCAAAAAGAUAAUAUUAACGCUGAAACCGUUGAUCUUAUGAGACCAUAUUUGGAUUAUCAUUUGUAUAAUUAUGAAGCUGCUAAACAAGCUUGUGGCAAUGUCGCUGGUCUUUUGCAAUGGACAAUUGCCAUGACGAAGUUCUAUCAAGUCAACAAAGACGUGCUGCCGCUUAAAGCCAAUUUAGUUGUUCAACAGAACAAGCACGACAGAGCCAAUAAGAAUUUAAUGGAUGCACAGGAGGUAUUGAGAGCUAAGGAUGAAGAUUUGCAAGUAAUCCAAAAGGAAUUUGAUGGUGUGAUGGCUGAGCGUCAGAAAAUCGUAGAUCAAGCUGAAGCAUGUCAAGCGAAAAUGGAUACUGCGACAGCAUUGAUUGAAGGAUUGUCAGGAGAGAGAAUUAGAUGGACAAAUCAACUAGCCACGUUUAAAUCCGAAACUGAACGACUUGUUGGAGAUGUUUUAAUUUUAACUGGCUUUCUCUCCUAUUGUGGUCCUUUCAAUCAAGAGUUUAGAGUAUUACUUCAAAGGCGAUGGUUGAAUCUUUUGCAUGCCAAGAAAAUUCCUGUGUCUUCGAAAGUUAAUGUUGUCGACUCUUUAUCAGACACCGCAACGACUGGUGAAUGGAAUUUGCAAGGACUUCCUAAUGAUGAAUUGUCUAUUCAAAAUGGUAUUAUUGUCACAAAAGCAACAAGAUACCCUCUUCUGAUCGACCCACAGCUACAAGGAAAAGCAUGGAUUAAGAACAAAGAAAAGGAAUUUAAUUUACAAACAACCUAUCUUAGUCACAAGUACUUCAGAAAUCAUUUAGAAGACAGUAUUUCCAUCGGUCGUCCUUUAUUAAUUGAAGAUGUUGCGGAAGAAUUAGAUCCUGUGUUGGAUAAUUUGUUGGAGAAGAAUUUCAUAAAAAUAGGCACAUCGUGGAAAGUUAGAUUAGGAGAUAAAGAAAUUGAUGUUCAUCCAGAUUUUCGUCUAUAUAUAACAACUAAAUUACCAAAUCCAGCUUAUACUCCGGAAAUUUUUGCAAAAACUUCUAUUAUCGAUUUUACAGUUACAAUGAAAGGUUUGGAGGAUCAACUUUUAGGAAGAGUAAUAUUAACCGAAAAACGUGAAUUAGAGACAGAGAGGACGCAAUUAAUCACGGAUGUCACGAUGAACAAGAGGAAGAUUAAAGACUUAGAAGCAAACCUCUUACGCAAGUUAACCACAGUGCAAGGUUCGUUAAUCGAAGAUGUUGAGUUGAUGUCAGUUCUUAAUACAACAAGAAAAACUGCUGCUGAUGUGACACGGAAACUUGACAUUGCACGAAAUACAGAGGUAGAAAUAAAUGCUGCUCGAGAGGAAUUUCGACCGGUAGCAGCAAGAGGAAGUGUACUUUACUUCUUGAUAUGUGACAUGGCACACGUGAACUGCAUGUACCAGACGUCUCUGGUGCAAUUUUUAGAACGUUUCGAUCUCUCUCUUGCACGGUCUGAAAAAAGUCCUGUUACUUCGCGGCGAAUUAAUUUUAUUAUUGAAUAUUUAACUUAUGAAAUAUUUAAAUACAAAGCACGAGGAUUAUAUGAAAAUCAUAAAUACAUGUUUAUUUUGCUGAUGGCAUUAAAAAUUGACCUACAACGUGGAUCAAUAUCACAUGAAGAGUUUCAAUAUUUCAUCAAAGGCGGUGCUGCACUAGACCUUAACGCUGUUCAGCCAAAAUCAUGCAAAUGGAUCACUGAUAUGACAUGGCUUAAUCUAGUUGCAUUAUCGUCGUUACGUCAAUUUCAAUACAUCAUAUCUCUUGUUGAAGCAUCAGAAAAAGUUUGGAAAAAUUGGUAUGAUAAAGAGGCACCAGAAGAAGAAGUUAUACCUGAUGGGUUUAAUAAUUUGGAUACAUUUCAUCGUCUAUUAAUGAUUCGAGCUUGGUGUCCGGAUAGAACGCUUUCCCAGUCUCGAAAGUAUAUUGCUGAUUCUCUGGGUGCAAAAUAUGCAGAGCCUGUAAUAACGCUUUUAGAUAUAAUGCUCGCUGAGUCUAGACCAAACACGCCUAUGAUCUGCUUCCUUAGUAUGGGAUCAGAUCCCACACCGAGUAUACAUCAAUUAGCGAGAAAAUUGGAAAUACCUUGUCGAAGUAUCUCCAUGGGACAAGGACAAGAAAUACAUGCCCGAAGAUUAUUGAACAGAGCAAAAAUUGAAGGAAUUUGGGUUUUACUUCAAAAUUGUCAUCUAGGGCUGGACUACAUGAAUGAAUUAGUUGAUUUCAUACUAGAAAUGGAAACGCCCAAUUCGAAUUUUCGUAUUUGGAUUACAACUGAGCCACAUCAAAAUUUUCCGAUUUCUCUGCUUCAAAUGUCUAUUAAAUUUACAUACGAGCCGCCCCAAGGUAUACGGGCAGGCUUGUUAGCGACGUACAGUGGUAUGAAUCAAGAUAUGUUGGACCAGUGUGACGCAGCACAAUAUAUACCGCUCGUUUAUACUAUUUCGUUCUUGCACACUAUCGUACAAGAGCGAAGAAAAUUCGGUCCUCUUGGUUGGAAUAUUCCUUACGAAUUCAAUUCAGCCGAUUGGCUUGCCUCUUGUUUGUUCAUAAAUAACCAUUUAAAUGACUAUGACCCCAAACGUGGGAUAAGUUGGCAAACAGUUAGAUAUAUGAUUGGAGAAGUUCAAUAUGGAGGAAGAGUAACUGAUGAUUAUGACAAACGUCUUCUUAAUACUUUUACAAAAGUCUGGUUUUCAGAGGCAUUAUUUUCCAAAGAAUUCUUUUUCUACACCGGAUAUCAUGUGUUAAGUUUCAAACAAGUCACGGAAUAUUUGGCAGCAUUUGAAGAAAUGCCGUCUAUUGAUCCACCUCAGGUUUACGGACUUCAUAGAAAUGCUGACAUAACAUAUCAAAGUAGAACAACGCAAGAUAUAUUGGACACAAUAAUAUCAGUACAACCAAAAGAGUCGUCUUCAGUUGGAUCUGGAGAAACAAGAGAAGUAAUUGUUAUGAGACAAGCAAAAGAGAUGUUAGAAAAACUGCCACUUUCUUAUGACCCAUUUGAAGUAAAAUCUCGUUUGCAAGCUAUGGGUAUUACACAAUCAAUGAAUAUAUUUCUUAAGCAAGAAAUUGAUCGUAUGCAAGUAGUUAUUGAACUUGUACGUUCUAUGCUAACGGAUUUACUUCUUGCGAUAGAAGGAAUUAUAAUAAUGAAUGAGCAAUUAAAAGACGCUUUAGACAACAUUUACGACGCAAGAAUUCCUAAAGUUUGGCGUCAGCGUUCCUGGGAAUCGUCUACUUUAGGUUUUUGGUUUACCGAAUUACUCCAAAGGAAUCAACAAUUUUCAAACUGGAUUUUUCGAGGUCGUCCACAUAAAUUUUGGAUGACUGGAUUCUUUAAUCCGCAAGGAUUCCUAACUGCGAUGCGGCAAGAAGUCACUCGAUCUCACAAAGGGUGGGCUCUUGACAAUGUAACUCUUCACAAUGAAGUCACUAAGUACAUGUUUGAAGAAGUGAGAAAUUCACCUGCUGAAGGAGUUUAUGUAUACGGAUUAUAUUUGGAAGGUGCUGGAUGGGAUCGAAAGAAUAACAGAUUACGUGAAUCUUCUAAAAAAGUUCUCUACGUCAACAUGCCAGUCAUCCACAUAUUUGCAUUGUACAAUAAAUCGGGAAAGGAUCCAAAGCUUUACCGGUGUCCGGUGUACAAAAAGCCCAAGAGAACGUAUGUGUUACUGGUGACCCCAUUGUGGCUUCAAACAAUCAAACCACCGGAAUAUUGGAUCCUUCGUGGUGUUGCGCUACUCUGUGAUAACAAAUAACCGUCAUGUAUGAAAUCAUAAUGAUUAAAAUUUUUA